Molecule: messenger RNA, 3634 nt
Organism: Scheffersomyces coipomensis
Lineage: Eukaryota; Fungi; Ascomycota; Pichiomycetes; Serinales; Debaryomycetaceae
Exons: 1
Coding region: 298-3471 (1057 amino acids)
Source: RefSeq, a predicted model, not a curated record
GGGCGGACACGACCAACCCCCCUCCUCCCUCCUCCUCUUCCACACAAUCAGUGCAAUCCCCUUAGAGCUUUUCCUUCCUUCCAUUUCUGCUCCUCUCCAUUUGGGAAAGGAGGCACACACAAAUGAAAUUUUACUGUAUACAAACUUCAAACUAAAGCAAAACAACCAAAACAAUCAAAUUCAGAAAAGUUUAAAAAAAUCAGUGGAAUCUUUAUCCUGAGAUUUGUUUCAUUAUUAUCAUUCUUUGAAUCUAUCAUAGUUGCUCUUAUUCUAUCAAUUUAGUCAAUUAGUGAAACAAUGUUCAGACGUAAAAGUCGAAACGUACAUAAUACGGCCUAUACAGGUGUCAAUCAUGUUGCGCCUCAAUCAAGUCAACCAAAUAUGAAUGCCUUGGCAGCUGCUUUAACCAUUGGACAAUCAAUUAAACAAAAAUCAUCUGGGAAACAAGCGCAAGGUCAUACUAACUCUAUACAUUAUAUCACUAGAGAACAACCUCAGCCACCUCAACAACCAACUCCAAGAAGUUCUAGUGGAAGUUUAUUAAAGAGAAAUUCAAUCGUAGGUAAACAACAACAACAACAACAACAACUGCCACAACCAAAAUCAAUUAAUCAUCAGCAUCAAUUUAGAGAUUUCUCAGGGGGAUCUAUUACCUCGACUUCCUCACCAUCAACGUUACCAACUCCUGUUUCUUCGUCCCAUUCCAAAUCUCCAUUGUAUAAUAAUCAUCAAUCCAUUGUAUAUGAUAUAGAUGAUAGUUUUAAUGAUUCCUAUUUAGAUGAAAUUACAGAAGAAACUAAUCAAAUCUAUUUAAAUAAUCAACAGAAUCUUAAAGAUUUAAAAUUAUCUCAUCAACCCAUUAAAACCAAUUCAAGAUCGAAUCUUAAUGCUCAACCUACUGGUCCUGUUAAAAUGGUUAAGAAAUAUGUUCCAACUCCUAAUGGUAUUAAAAUCAUUGAGGUCCCCGAAGCAAAUUUCAAACAAGAAAUGGCUAGAAAUAAUUCAAUUAGAUCAGGUACAAGUAUUUCAAGAUCCGGUUCAUUAAGAAAUAUUCCACCUGGUUCAAAAAGAAUUCCAAGAUCACCUUCAUUAAGUUCGGUUUCUCAACAACAUAAAAACUUAUCCGCUCCUUCAAAGAAACCUCCAUCGAGAUUAUCAAGUUUGAUUCAACAUCAACCUCCAUCCAUGACUCCUAUGACUGAAAAUGUCGAUUUAGAAGAUCAAUUGGGUCAUUCUGAUGAAGUUCAUGAACAACAAUUGAAAAUGAAACAAUUGCAAGAAAAAAUCGAUCAAGAAAAGAACUUUGCUCGUGAAUUGGAAUUAAAGAGGAAAGAAUAUGAAUCAUUGAAAUUAAAGAAUGAUAAUGCAUUGAAAUCAUUAGAAAACCCACAAUCAUCUUAUGUUGAAGUUCCAACCAUAAAAGAACCAGAACCAGAACCUGUAUCGGUGCCUGAACCAACACCUGUUGUUGCUGCCAUUCCUGAAGCAGUGAAUGUACCUGUACAAGAAGAACAAUAUAAAUCUGUUGCUCCUGAAGAAAUCGAAGAAGACGAAGAAGAAGAACAAGAAGAAGACGACGACGACGAUGAAGAGGAUGUUCCAAUCAUUAAUAGAGGUAUCAUAGUUGAUGAAGUUUCCAAGAAACAUUUAGUUGAGGAUGCUGAAGCACACGAAGUAGAUGAAGAAGAUGACGAAGAUCAAGAAGAGAUCGACGAAGUUGAAAAACCAGCCUUGGCACCUAUAACAUCUGAAUUUGAUAAAUCACAAGAAUUAAUAGACGAAGAUGAAGAUGGAGAUGUCACAGAACCACAAGUUAAAUCAGCCCAAGAAUCCAAGGAAGCUGGUAAUACCAUUUAUUCAAAUGUGGGUCAUUCUGGUAGUGAAUUAGGUAUAAUCAAUCAAUAUGGUAAUUUUGCUUCUAAUGAAUUAUUAAAUCGUGAUAGUAUUGUGGAGAAUACCAUUACUUCUGAAGAAGAUGAUGAAGAAGAUGAAGGUCAUGGUCAAGAAAGUGGAUUUGCUAAGCUGUUAAGACCAACUUUUGAUUCAGCUCCUCUGCAUACCGAUGAAGUACCAAUUAGCAGUAAUUUUGAAUCAUCUAAAUUUGUUGAUGAAUCAAGUGAUAUAGAAGAUGAAGAACAUAACGUACCAGAUAUUAAAGAAGAAGCUCCUAAAGUCUUAUCAAGUGAUGAUACAUUACAAGUUCCUCAAACUCUUGGAGGAAAUGAUGGUUCAAGUAAUUCAUCUCUUUAUUCUCAAAGUAGUAAAGAUUCACCAAAGAAAUUAAAAUCAGCUAUGAAGAAUUCUAGUUCAUUUUAUAAUUCCAAUGCCAGUAAAGCUAAGAAUAAUGCCGCUCAUGAAGCUUACUUAUCAUUAACUACAGCUGAAAAUACCAGACUUAAUUCUAAAUUAUCUUCAAAUCAAUUAAAUGAUGGUAUUGGUAAUAUCACUGCUUAUCCUGGAGCUGCAUCUCAUAAUUCUGUCAUACCGCCACCUACGAAGAGAUUAUCUCAAUCAACAUUAAGAAAGAGUGUACCAAAUCCAGUUCCUCAAGGUCAACCAAAUCUUAUGGCCGCACCACCAAAUCCAUCAGGUAUGGCAUCUAGAACCUUAAGACCACAAUCAUAUCAACAACCUCCUGGUCAAUCAUUCCAACAAACUCAAGAUCAUCCAAGAUCAUUAGAUCCUAAUGCUGGUGGUAUGAGUGGUAGAUCAUUAAGAGGUAGUUAUAUUCAACCAGUGGCUCCUCAUCCUGCUUUACAACCAAAUUAUCAAUCCCCAUCUAAAUUAAAAGCGGCUGAAUUAUAUGCUAAAGCAAAUUCUAGACCUCAAUCAGUAUUUAGACCACUUAGUAAGAGAUCAUCCUUUAGUAGAGAAAGUGGUGGAAAUGGUCCAAAUAAUGGAAAUGGAAAUGGAAAUGGAAAUGGAAAUGCUGAACAAAAUGGUAAAGGUACAAGAACAACCUUGAGGGAUCCAAUUCCUAGACCAGGAGGAUUUGCAGGUCAACCACCUCAACAACAUGUACAAGCUCAAGCACCAUUACCACAGCAACAUCAAGCUCAAAUAUCACACUUACAACCACCUCCUCAACAUCCACAACAACAAAAUAGACAAUCCAGAAGUAAUGGACGUGGAUUUUCAUCAAGAUUUGAUGAUUCUGAUGAUGAAGGCCCAACUAGUGGAGGAGGAGUUCUUAGUGGUUUAAGAAAUGGUAGUGGUAGUUCUAAUGGGAAAUUAUUUUCAUCUAGAUUUAAUGAUUCUGAUGAAGAAAUUCAUUUCCCUAAACCAUUUGUUCAAUCAUCACCGGCUGUGGCUUUACCUGGUACAUCUAUACCACCUUCAUUAAGAGCAAGUAGUGGAGCCUCUGAAAAGCAACAAGCCUUAGCUCAUGCUAUUGAUGAAGCUAAACAACAAGCAGAAAAGCCAAAGAAGAAAUUUGGUAAAUUAAGAAAAUUAUUCGGUAGUAGUAAUUAAUAAAUAAAUAAUACGCAUUAGGAGAGAGAGUAUGUGUGUGCUAUAAAAAAGAAGUAAAAUGAUAAUUUAAUGGUGUGAUUAUCAGUUAUUGUAGAUAUUUUAUAUGAUGUUUUUUGUUAGUUUUAUAAGAUAUAAUGUUAAUAUAACUUAAUUAAUUUUUAAU